Messenger RNA from Pollicipes pollicipes, 2107 nucleotides. RefSeq names its product WD repeat-containing protein 81. NCBI's taxonomy places the organism in Eukaryota, Metazoa, Arthropoda, Thecostraca, Pollicipedomorpha, Pollicipedidae. The transcript has 18 exons. The coding region runs from base 164 to 2107 and encodes 647 amino acids. The record is from RefSeq and is a predicted model, not a curated record.
UUUGUUUAUUGGGGAUGCAUAUAUCGGGAGGUGGAUAUGUGCAGAUGAAUCUGCACGAAACAAAAUGUGUGUUUUGUGACUGGUGAUUCCAUUACAUGUUCUCCAUUCUCUUAACUUUUCGUACACCGGAUUACUGUGUGCAUUGGUAAAUAAUUGCAGUGCAAUGGAUUGUUUGGAAGAACUUAAAAUACCUGCAUCUUACUGGUGCGCAACUGGAGAUGAAGAUAGUAUCCUUCUUGCGACAAAGCCUUGGUGCAGGGAGCUAAGUGAUCUGGGAACGCUGCCCACCUGGUUUCCACAACAUGACCAGCUCUCACCAGAGGAGGUGCAGUCGGCUGUCCGAGAACGACGCCCGCCUGACCCCAGCUGGACCUUUGUCAACCUCUGGACGAUCCCGAAGCCGGACGACAGGCCGAGCCUGCUGCCGCGACCGCAGCCAGAGUCGGCGCCGGACGUGCUCCGGCCCGACCCCGUGGACGCCACGUACUCGGCGCUGCUGCGGCAGGUGGCGCGAGACGGCUUCUGCGCCAGCUGGCGGGCCAUGGCGGCUCGCUACCCGGAUGUGUACCCGGCAGAGCUGGAGACGUACGGCCGCGAGCCGGCCGUCGUGGCGCCGAGUCGGUCGGCGGCGAAGCCGGCGCUGGCCGUGCUCGAGCUGAGCUCCGCCUUCGUCGUCGUCUCGCCGCACGCCGUGUUUACGCUGCGGCACGCGUCCGCCUUCACCGGCGGCCGCUUCGCCGACAACCCGAGCAAGGACGUGCUGGUGGACGACACGCUGUGGGUGCAGCUGCGGCCACGGCUACCGGGCUCGUUUGACGACAGCGAGCCGGAGGGGGACGGGGACGAGCUCAGCGCGUUGACGCAGGCAUGGGUGAGCCGGCGCGUCUCAAAUCUCUCGUACCUUUUGGCUCUGAACGCUCUGGCGGGCCGGCGCGCCGACGACCCGGCCUACCACCCGGUGGUGCCGUGGGUCAGCGACCUCAGCCGGCCCGACGGCCAGUGGCGCGACCUCAGCCGCAGCAAGUACCGGCUGAACAAGGGUGACGAGCAGCUGGACCAGCAGUACCGCGCUGGCGCCGCCGCCAGCGACCAGGUGGCGCACCACAUCUCGGACGUGCUCUCCGAGAUCACCUACUACGUGUACAUGGCACGUCGCACGCCCCGCUCGGUGCUCUGUCGCCACGUGCGGGCCCAGUGGGUGCCGGGCGAGUACCCGCCCUCACUGCUUCGCCUUCAGGCCUGGACCCCGGACGAAUGCAUUCCGCAGUUCUACACGGACCCCGGCGUGUUCAAGUCGAUCCAUCCCGACCUGGCCGACCUGGAGGUGCCCGAGUGGGCGGAGUCUCCCGAGAGUUUCAUCAGUCACCACCGGGCGGCGCUGGAGUCGGACCAGGUGUCGGCUCACCUGCACCACUGGAUUGACCUCACCUUCGGAUACAAGCUCACCGGACCUGCGGCCGUUCGCGCCAAAAACGUGUGCCGCCACCUGGCCGAGAGCGGUGACACCUUGCGGCGCCACGGUGUACUGCAACUGUUCGACACGCCCCACCCUCCGCGGCAGACGGCGCUGCCGUUCUUUAGGAAGACGCCGCCCGCGGAACAGGACCUGCUAGUUUCGUCUGGGCAGAGAGAUGGCGGGAGCGCGGUAGCGCCAGCUGACGAGCCGUGCCGCGAGACGGACGAGCCAGAGCCGCGCCAGCUGAUCCGCCUACCGGCGCACUACCGACCGACGGCGGCGCUUCGCGCGGCGCGCUCGCGACCUCUCCGCGUGGCUGUGUCUUCUGGCCGAGCUGUGCGCCUCUUCAGCCAGCGGCUGGCCUCGCUGCUGACCGAGCUCAGCGACGAGAGCCUGCUGCUGCUCGUGCCGCACGUCACCCACCUGCUGACGGCGCGCGCCACGUGCGUGCUGGCCGCCUGGCACGUGUUCAGCCCGGUGGCGGCGCGGCUGGGCCCGAUCACAUGCAAGUCAAUGAAGCUCUUCCACCGAAGCUUUCUGCUGCACGUGGCCGUUCGCCUCGGUCACGCCGCGUUCAUCGAACACUUCAUAUCGCCGCUGAUCGAGGCCGCCGGCGACCUGAUGCCAGACUUGAUACUCGACCUGUCCUGA